Messenger RNA from Alosa sapidissima (American shad), 2666 nucleotides. RefSeq names its product glycogen synthase kinase 3 alpha b (gene gsk3ab). The record is from RefSeq and is a predicted model, not a curated record. The coding region runs from base 266 to 1579 and encodes 437 amino acids. Gene Ontology annotation, cellular component: nucleus; axon; cytoplasm. NCBI's taxonomy places the organism in Eukaryota, Metazoa, Chordata, Actinopteri, Clupeiformes, Clupeidae. Gene Ontology annotation, molecular function: ATP binding; protein serine/threonine kinase activity. The transcript has 10 exons. Gene Ontology annotation, biological process: extrinsic apoptotic signaling pathway in absence of ligand; negative regulation of TOR signaling; negative regulation of canonical Wnt signaling pathway.
CUUGCAAAAAGCAAAUGUAAAGGAUAACAUAAUUUUGAGAACUUCACUACCCACAAUCCAGUGUAGUGGGCAACGGCGGUGUGCGUCAGGUCCAACAGAUCAGACGGACAGAAGAAAGGGAGGAGACAUCCAUCCUUAGCUACUAGCUACUCGGUGCAGGGAGGCUUUUAACAGUUAUUGGAUUUUAGUGUAAACUGUGAGAAUCCCUUUUUGGCCAAAUAUAACGACACACUUCCCCCCUGCCCCGACAUACUCGCACAUAGAUAUGAGCGGCAGCGGGCGGCCCAGGACCAGCUCGUUUGCUGAGCCACCGGGGGCUCCCGGAGCUGCCGCAGCAGCCGCCGGAUCAGCCGUGGCCGGCGGGAGCACCUCAGGAAAGUCCGGGGCUUCGCAGGCCGCAGGGGGGAGUUCAUCUGCCUUUGGGAACUUGCGGCUUAGCAGAGACAGCAGUAAGGUGACCACAGUAGUGGCAACCCCAGGCCAAGGCCCUGACCGACCACAGGAAGUGAGCUACACAGACAUCAAGGUGAUCGGCAACGGCUCGUUUGGCGUUGUGUACCAGGCACGCCUUGUUCAGUCUCAGGAGAUGGUGGCCAUCAAGAAGGUGCUGCAGGACAAGCGCUUUAAGAACCGUGAGCUGCAGAUCAUGCGGAAGCUGGAUCACUGUAACAUUGUCAGGCUACGCUACUUCUUCUACUCCAGUGGAGAGAAGAAGGACGAAGUGUAUCUGAACCUGGUUCUGGACUUUGUGCCGGAGACAGUCUAUCGUGUGGCCCGGCACUUCAACAAGGCCAAGACCACCAUCCCCAUCAUCUACGUCAAGGUAUAUAUGUACCAGUUGUUCCGCAGUCUAGCGUACAUUCACUCCCAGGGCGUGUGCCACCGCGACAUCAAACCCCAGAACCUCCUCGUGGACCCUGACACCGCCGUGCUCAAACUCUGUGACUUCGGCAGUGCCAAGCAGCUGGUGCGUGGUGAGCCCAAUGUGUCGUACAUCUGCUCUCGGUACUACCGAGCACCUGAGCUCAUCUUCGGUGCCACGGACUACACGGCCAACAUCGACGUCUGGUCUGCGGGCUGCGUGCUGGCGGAGCUUCUGCUCGGGCAGCCCAUCUUCCCAGGGGACAGCGGCGUCGACCAGCUGGUGGAGAUCAUCAAGGUGCUUGGGACCCCCACCAGAGAGCAGAUCCGAGAGAUGAACCCCAACUACACAGAGUUCAAGUUCCCCCAGAUCAAAGCCCACCCCUGGACCAAGGUGUUUAAACCACGCACACCUCCGGAAGCGAUCGCUCUGUGCAGCCGUCUGCUGGAGUACACGCCUGUGUCGCGUCUGUCGCCCCUGGAGGCCUGUAGCCACGCCUUCUUCAAUGAGCUCCGCCUUCCCAACACACGCCUGCCCAGCGGCCGAGACCUGCCACAGCUCUUCAACUUCAGCCCCGUGGAGCUGUCAAUCCAGCCCCAGCUAAACUCCACCCUCAUUCCUCCUCAUGCUCGUACACAGACUACACCUGAGGGCGGUGUGUCAGACAGCCAGCCCCAGUCCAGCUCGGUGUCCGGCCCCCUGAGUAACAGCACCUAAGGGGCCCUCAGCACUGCGGCGGAGUCCCCCAACACCUCACUGCCCCCUGUUGCAAACCCCUGUCCACACACACACACAUAAACACACACAUCUGUGCACUCAUGUAGAUCUGGUAAAUGCUCCUAGGUUUCUUCAUCGUCUUCAUCAUUGCCAAACCCCUGGCUACACACACACACACACACACACACACACACACACAACCAUGUUUGCGCAGAGGGUUGAAUCCUGUGUGCACUCAUGCAUAACUGAUAUCACCAUCAUUAUCAUGGCUAUACUAACCUCUGCCCCCGACCAGAUGUGAAGAAGAUGAUCAGAGCUGUCAGGAAGGUGUGUGAGUGGAGAGAGCCGUGUGUGUGUGUGUGUGUCCAAAUUUGGAAGCUGUUCUGAGCAGCACUACGCUGCUGUAGUCCCCCCCCCUGCUGGUCAGGCGCUGUCAUGGGAACAGGCCGGCAGGAUGAGGGCCUGAGAGACUCAAGCGGUCGCCCCCCCAUGGACAGACAUCAUGUUUUUACUGGCCAUUUUAGAGAGGCGCUAGAUGGACUAAGUCGCUUUUUAACAGACAAGUAUGUUUUAGAAUCUGGGAUUGACGCACACUCACACACAUUCACUCCAGCAUGAGGAGAGGUUUUAAGCAGAGGUCUUCAGACCUGUCAAUCUGAGAUUUUAAUACAUCUGGUUAAUCUUAGGAAAGAAUGCCUGAGAACACACACACAUGCACAGACACACAGGGGAAAGUUUGGAUGACAUCAGAUGCAUCUCUGGCUUUUUACUCCGAGCUCCUAGCACACACAUGCACACACCUUCUCCCACACACACACACGGUCACACAGUUGGUUUAUUUUACACCGUUUUUCAGUUUAACCUGACAUCAUUUUGGGGUGCUGGGUUUCUUUAAAGAGGAUGCACUUUAGUGUUGCACUGUCUGUCUGUCUCUCUGUGUGUGUGUGUGUGUGUGUGUGUGUGUGUGUGUGUUUGUUGGUUUUCCUCCGCUCAUCAUCUCACAAGAGACAGUCUCACACACACACUUACACGCGCACACACACACAUACGGUUCAACCCCCCCCCCCCCCACACACACACACACACA